AUGUUUGCCCCAACACGGUGCUAUUGCGUACUCUAUCUUCCAUCGGAGGGAGUCAGGCCGUUUGACGACAUCAAGCGCGUGGCGAAGAAGAUCCAGGGCAAGCUGCCGGUCAUCGGCCUCCUGUCGCUGCUCACGAGCGCCGAGGGAGGCUUCACGGGAGACUUCCUGGCCUAUCCAGAGUUCUCCCGCCUCGUGUACGAAAAGGCCCCGGAGAACUUUGGCGCCGUCUGCGUGGAUUUGGAGCGCAAGCACGGGCGUCCCGCGAACCGCCGGUACCUGAUCUACUGCUGCUGGAUGGCGCUGUACGCCGCGGGCAUCGCCAAGACCAUCGACCUCCUCAAGUCGGCGCGCCGCCUCCGCGUCACGGACGACCUGGAGAUCGAGAUGGACCGCGUGGUGCAGUACCGCGAGGAGGUUAUGAAGAAGUAUGAGUUCCUGGGGGAGCAGCUCACGGUGGAUCUGCAAACGCAGCUGGAGGUGGCGGUGGACGCGCUGUGCCUGUGCGCGAUGGGCCUCGAGGACGCGCUCGAGGUGCCCGCGGACGACGCGGCCAUGCUGACGGUCGUGAUCAAGAGCACCUUCCCGGACGCGCCCGACGAGGCGAUCGCGGCGGCGUUCGAAACGCGCACGCAGCGCACGCCGUGA
This is a messenger RNA of Pedinophyceae sp. YPF-701, 645 nucleotides long. Lineage: Eukaryota; Viridiplantae; Chlorophyta; Pedinophyceae. The record is from the annotation of a GenBank genome assembly.